ACCUGCGGAACUAGGCUCAUCUGUUGUCACUGUGUCCUAUUUUGCUUUUGCUUAAAAGCCAGCAAACGUGUUUCUCUUCCCUUCCUAAUAACAAAAAAGCCCCUUAUUCUCUCUAUCAUUAUUAUCUCUCUCUAUCUCACACCAAAAAGAAACACACACUAGAGAUAGCUGCUACUAUACAAAUUCAUCGAAAUGUGCAAUUCUGAUGGUGAUUGCAGACCCUUAGGUUUUCUCUUGGGCCUUCCCUUCGCCUUUCUCUCCCUCCUUCUCUCAAUCGUUGGCCUUAUUGUCUGGAUCGUUGGGUUGCUUUUGACCUGCAUAUGUCCCUGCUGUUUGUGCUUAACGAUAAUAGUGGAGCUUGCUUUGGAGUUGAUAAAGGCUCCUCUGCAUGUUAUGGAGUGGUUCACCUCUAAGAUUCCUUGUUAGCUGUUGAUUUUUCCAAUUGUAUCAGAAAGUUCUAGUCUUGUGUUUGGUUGGUGGCUUAGUGCUGGUUCCUUUAAUCUCAUCUUCUUUUUAAUAAUUUUUCCUUUUGGCUUCGGUGAGAUUGAGAAUUUUAAGAUGACUUUAUUCUUGAUUUGUGUGGUUGCUGUUUAUUCUGAAAAUUGACAAUUCAUAGUAGAUUGUUGUUUCUUACGCAUAUAUUAAUUAUAUCAAUGAGUUUAGUUCGGUUUA
Abrus precatorius (Indian licorice) is the source of this 672-nucleotide messenger RNA. RefSeq lists its product as uncharacterized. The record is from RefSeq and is a predicted model, not a curated record. The coding region runs from base 193 to 426 and encodes 77 amino acids. The transcript has 2 exons. Lineage: Eukaryota; Viridiplantae; Streptophyta; Magnoliopsida; Fabales; Fabaceae.